AUGGAUAGCGCUCUCGGACUCACGUCCAAUCCGAGCGUCUCCGUCAAGUCAGCCAUUGUCGCCAUGAUGAUUGUGAUGACUACGGGAUUCACUCUCGGAUGGGCACCAACAUCGCAUGUUCUCUCUGCCGAGAUUCCGAGCAUGCGUCUCCGUGACGUUACGUAUCGGACGGCCAGCGUGGUUAACAUUGCAAUGCAAUUCACCGUCGCUUUUACGCUACCGUAUCUGCUCAACGCCCCGUACGCGAAUCUGGGGUCCAAGGUUGGUCUGAUCUUCGGCACAAUAAGCUUUCUCUCUCUUGUGUUUGUCUACCUCUGCGUGCCGGAGUGUAAGGGCCGGACACUUGAGGAGGUGGAUAUGCUCUUUGAAUUGAAUAUCCCGAUGCGGAAAUUUCGGAGCACAGUCCUCGUGAUGCAUGCUCACAACCAGGCGAAUAGCAAAAGAGAUGAGGAGACAGCCUCCGAAUUCGAGGCAAGAGAGAAUCAGUCACGGGGGAUUAUGGAAGCGUUGGGACGCAGUGUUCUGAGUGCGGCAUCUAUCGUCAAUUGCAUAAACCUGUAA
Messenger RNA from Colletotrichum lupini, 561 nucleotides. RefSeq lists its product as uncharacterized. The transcript is spliced from 3 exons. Gene Ontology annotation, biological process: transmembrane transport; carbohydrate transport. Lineage: Eukaryota; Fungi; Ascomycota; Sordariomycetes; Glomerellales; Glomerellaceae. Gene Ontology annotation, molecular function: carbohydrate:proton symporter activity. The record is from RefSeq and is a predicted model, not a curated record. Gene Ontology annotation, cellular component: membrane. Bases 1 to 561 code for a protein of 186 amino acids.